AUGGCGUGCCAGCUGCAGAUAUCUUUGGCCGCGCUCCAGCAGGCGAACCUUGUGCCAUCUGCGAGCCACUGGCCCGCCAAGCGAGCCUUUGCUGCUGGGAGAUCCUUGCCACUCGCAUCGAGACGCGGAAUGGAAGGUGACAAGCAUGCGCCGAGCCUGUUCGCUGUCCAGGGCAAGCUGGGCCGCAUCACGGGACCCCGAACCCUCGAGCUGGAACACCUCUUCAUACUCCUCGGCUUCCAGGUUUUCUUCGGUCUCGUCGGCGAGGCUUUGCGCCUAUCGAUUUCGGCGACAACAGCCUGCAGCUGCUCGUCGGUGAGGCGGUCGACUGUGUGGCUGGAGAGGUCCCUUCGGAGGAGCGGCCUCAUCUCUUUGGGUUCCUCCGGGCUGCCUUGGCCUGCUUCGGCCCCUGCUUCCUUCCCAUCUUUUGGCAGCGGCGAGGGCACCUUCAAGGUGGGGGUGGCUGCAUCGCCUGGGUGGCGCCUGGAUCAGCUGCAGGUGGAGCAGGAAGUCUUCCACCUCCUCGAGAUUCGCGUGCAUCCAGCCGAGCGGCUUCGGGACCUGGCGAGCCAAUCUCUUCUUCGUCAGGGUGCGGUACAGCUUGGGGAUCAACCCCUGGAUUGCAGGAGAUGCCGUCAUGGCACUGGCGCUGGCCCACUUUGUGGCCAUGGUUCGCUUCCCAUCCAUACUCCAGGAUCACCUUCUCGGCUGGCUUCAGGGUGA
Molecule: messenger RNA, 723 nt
Organism: Symbiodinium natans
Lineage: Eukaryota; Dinophyceae; Suessiales; Symbiodiniaceae
Source: the annotation of a GenBank genome assembly